Molecule: messenger RNA, 564 nt
Organism: Rotaria socialis
Lineage: Eukaryota; Metazoa; Rotifera; Eurotatoria; Philodinida; Philodinidae
Source: the annotation of a GenBank genome assembly
AUGGUGAGAUAUGUAACAAUGAAACGUAUCACACAAAUUCUUGCCUCAAUCGUAUUUGUCAUAACAGUUGUAACUGUUUAUCUCGCAUUCGACUUUGCAAUCAACAGUGCUAUGGGAAGCAAAACUCCCUUCAACAAACGUUUUCGUCAUGAACAAUAUCAUCAUAAUAUUCAUGCUCGCGAUAAUGCAGAACAAGAUCAUGAUGAUGAACACAAUAAUGAUAACACCCAUGGUGAUCCAAGUGAUGAUAUUAAAAUAACAAAAAAACGUUCGAUAUUUUUAUCGACUUCCCCUCGUACAAAAAAAUCUAAUCGGACAGUAAAACAUCAAAAUGAACAUCAGCAGCAUCUUUCAAAUAACAAUCGUCAUACAAAUAGCACUAAAAGAAAACCCGUUGUGGCUCCACUUCAUGCAAAACCUGGUAAUUUUCAUAAAGGUAAAACAGGUGUUAAAGUCAACAAACCACAAAAAGCGGCUAAAUCACAACAAAAAGGUCCCACGAAAAUGAAGGCAGCCGUUCAACAAAGAAAUAAACAUUACAUAGAUGAUAAAAACAUUGCCUAG